AUGUCCGUCUCCCUGCCAAUCAGCACCGCCAGCGGCACCAGCGAUCUCCCGUCCGCGGCGCCGCCGCCCGCGCCAGCAUUCGACUUCAAGGCCCGCCUCUUCCGGCCGUUCGACCUUUCCACGGGGCGCGGCAAGGCGGUCGCCGCGACCGUCGGGCUCCGCCUCAUCGCCAACAUUGCGCACUUUAUCCUCGCCGGCCUGUCGGCCCGCCCGGCCUGGUGCCUCUGGUACGUGGCUGACCAGCUCGUCGUCACGUACGCCGUCAGCUUCAUUGCGGAUGCCGCGGGAGAGAGGAGGAUCUGGGGGACGAAGUGGAUGGUUGGGGAGCGGUUCUUCGAACUGUUCCUGGGGUUCUGCGGGGUGGUGCAUGUGUUGUAUAUGGCCUUCCUGAUCUUCUGCGUUGUGUCGUUUGCCAUCUUCUUUGGGGUGACGGGCGGAUCUGUGUUGACCGUCGUCGGGGCCGCCAUCUUGCCAGUCGGCUUGUUGGCCGCGAUGCCGGAGGCUGAGGAGGGCGGGCUGAGUCUUCCGUGA
Molecule: messenger RNA, 531 nt
Organism: Thermothelomyces thermophilus ATCC 42464
Lineage: Eukaryota; Fungi; Ascomycota; Sordariomycetes; Sordariales; Chaetomiaceae
Exons: 2
Coding region: 1-531 (176 amino acids)
Source: RefSeq, a predicted model, not a curated record